GGGAGAGAUUAUUGGAUGUCAGGUGUAGAUGCUGAGGGGCUUCGAAGAUCAGCCGAGUCGAUAUAUGAAGAGGUGGUUCCUCUUUUUGAAUGGAAUCAGGACUCCACUACUCAUUACUGGCUUCUUCUUCAUCUUCCAGGGUUCAGAAGAGAGGACGUGAGAGUGGAAGUUAAAGCUAAUGGCCUCAUAAAAAUUGGUGGGGAAAAGAAUGUAAAUGGGACAAAGUUUAUCUGGUUUGAGCAAUUUUAUAAAGCACCACAAAAUUCAAAACCUGAAGAUAGCAGGAUUGAGCUGGUCGAUGGGGUUUUAAAAUUAACCAUCCCAAAGCUGGCUGAAAAAGUUCUUGCUGCUACCCCUGCCAAGUCCCCCAGAGAUGAAGAUGAUUCAGCUCAGGAUAAGGGCAAAGAUGUGAAUGUCAGUGGUGAUUAUUCUAAUGGCCAUUAUAGUGUCAAAAGUACAAUUGAAAACGUUCCAGCUGCUGCCCCUGCCAAGACGCCCGAGGAUGAAGACGAUCCGAAUCAUGAAAAGGGCGAAAUGGUCAAUGGAAAUGGUGAAUGCUCUAACAAGAGUGAAGUUAGAUCAAGUGAAGAAGAACAUUGUGAUGUAGCUGCCAAAGGAGAAAUAAAGUCCUGCAAAUGUUUGGCAAAAAUUGCAAACAAGUUGAAAAAUAACAUGGAGAUUUUCCUUGUAGCUAUUCUUGCCUUUUCUGUAGGUGUUUUAGUGUCCCAAAAUAAACUUAGAAGAGUAAACACUAAUGAAAAGGUAUUGGCUAAACUUGAUGACCAAAAUUAUAGUGAGAAAUUAAGUCAAUGAUAGAGAAAUACUACGUAUUGCAUGACCCCAUCCUUGCACAUUCACAGAAAACAAAACAUCUUGAUUUUUUAAAUAUUUUUUUAUUUGAUUAUUCAAUCACAUUUUGUAAGGAAUAAAAGUUGAAGUGGAGAACUCAGAAAUUGUUGUUUCUGUCUCUACCUGUAUCAAGUCAAUCCAAUCUAUGAAUAUUAACUAUACUUGUAUAGUUGUAUUUUA
Cuscuta epithymum is the source of this 1029-nucleotide messenger RNA. The record is from the annotation of a GenBank genome assembly. Lineage: Eukaryota; Viridiplantae; Streptophyta; Magnoliopsida; Solanales; Convolvulaceae.